Molecule: messenger RNA, 537 nt
Organism: Arachis duranensis
Lineage: Eukaryota; Viridiplantae; Streptophyta; Magnoliopsida; Fabales; Fabaceae
Exons: 2
Coding region: 1-537 (178 amino acids)
Biological process (GO): telomere maintenance; DNA repair
Molecular function (GO): DNA helicase activity
Source: RefSeq, a predicted model, not a curated record
AUGACUCAUGAGCAACGGUUAGUAUUUGAUGAGAUACUCAAUGCUGUUAUUAUAGACUUUGGUGGUUUUUACUUCUUUUAUGGGCAUGAUGGGUGUGAUAAGACAUUUAAUGGAAUUGCAUUUUUACUCCUACCUGGUGCCAGAACGUCUCAUUACAGGUUUUUAAUACCUAUUACAAUUACUGAUGAAUCUACUUGCAACAUCAAGUAUAGCAGUUUGAAGGCUGAGCUGCUCAUUCAAAGUAGCUUAAUAAUUUGGGAUAAAACUCCAAUACUCAAUAAAAUGUGCUUUGAAGCACUUGAUCAGAUGCUCAAGGAUUUUAUGUUAGUUACCGAUCAACAUAAGACAUAUCAACCAUUUAGUGGUAAAGUUUUGAAGCUGCAAACGAACAUGAGGCUUCUAAUGUCCUCUUCAGAUCAACAUGAAGGUAAAAUGAAGAGAUUUGUUAAUUGGAUAUUUGAUGUUGGAAAUGAAAAUAUUAGUUCUGUUGUUGGUGAUGAGUCACAAGUUGAAAUUUCAGAUGAUUACAAUUACUGA